Molecule: messenger RNA, 920 nt
Organism: Mustela erminea (ermine)
Lineage: Eukaryota; Metazoa; Chordata; Mammalia; Carnivora; Mustelidae
Product: protein mago nashi homolog
Exons: 6
Coding region: 87-668 (193 amino acids)
Biological process (GO): RNA splicing
Cellular component (GO): catalytic step 2 spliceosome; exon-exon junction complex; nucleus
Source: RefSeq, a predicted model, not a curated record
GACGCAUUAAUCCCGGGCGAUGACGUCACUACCAGGCGCCCGGCGGCAAGUUGGCCGGGCCUUGGGCUGGCUUCAGCGGGGCAAAAAUGUCGAUGGCCAGCGAUUUCUACCUGCGCUACUAUGUAGGGCACAAGGGCAAGUUUGGACACGAGUUUCUGGAGUUCGAGUUUCGGCCAGACGGCAGAAAAUCUACUGGUGGUGAGACAAGAAAGGAAUUUAUUUCAGAGAGGCCAGCAUCGGGAAGACGGUGGACUAGCAUCUCAAAGACUGUCUCCAAAAUGCCAAAAAUAGGUGCCAAAACAAAUGUGGGCAAAGGAAAGCUUAGAUAUGCCAACAACAGCAAUUACAAAAAUGAUGUCAUGAUCAGAAAGGAGGCUUAUGUGCAUAAGAGUGUAAUGGAGGAACUGAAGAGGAUUAUUGAUGACAGUGAAAUUACAAAAGAAGAUGAUGCAUUGUGGCCUCCCCCUGACAGAGUUGGCCGACAGGAGCUGGAAAUUGUAAUUGGAGAUGAACACAUUUCUUUUACCACAUCCAAAAUAGGUUCUCUUAUUGAUGUAAAUCAGUCAAAGGAUCCUGAAGGCCUUCGAGUAUUUUACUAUUUGGUGCAGGACCUGAAAUGUUUAGUUUUUAGUCUUAUUGGAUUACAUUUCAAGAUUAAACCGAUCUAAAUUGUAUGUUUUUGAAGCUGUUUUUAUAUUUAAUUAAGGGAUGGGUUUGUCAUAUACACUCUUGGGAUUUUUAUAAAUGUGAAGGUUUUUUUUUUUUUGUAUGCCAACUAACAAUAAGAAAAUACAUAAACAGGCUUAAUGGUUAUUCUCAGCUUGGGUCCAAGUGGUCUGGAUAGUUCUCACACAUGAAAUUCUGUAAAUAAAAGCAACCUUUUGUUGAAAGUUUGCUGUAAUAAAACAUAUCAAAGCCUG